Messenger RNA from Dufourea novaeangliae, 843 nucleotides. It is a transcript of the gene jhamt, whose product is annotated as juvenile hormone acid O-methyltransferase. NCBI's taxonomy places the organism in Eukaryota, Metazoa, Arthropoda, Insecta, Hymenoptera, Halictidae. Gene Ontology annotation, molecular function: S-adenosylmethionine-dependent methyltransferase activity. The record is from RefSeq and is a predicted model, not a curated record. The coding region runs from base 1 to 843 and encodes 280 amino acids. The transcript is spliced from 5 exons.
AUGUACAUGGCCGAGGAGUACGCGAACGCGAGCAGAUUUCAGUAUCGGGACGCGCUCGAGGUAAUCGAAGAAUUCGGUAACGAGCUGUCCGAGAUGAACGGCAAGUGCAUAGACAUCGGUUGCGGGCCAGGAAGCGUCACAAAAAAUCUACUCCUGCCGAGAUUAGCCCCGGGCGCUGAAGUAGUCGGAGUGGACGUGUCGGUGGAGAUGGUGGAAUACGCAAGGAAAAAGUGUUGCGACGAGAAACGGUUGUCGUUCAUGUGCCUGGACGCCGAGACCGAGGAUUUACCGUGCAAACUGAUCGGUCAGUUCGACAACGUGUUCUCCUUCUUCUGCCUCCACUGGUGUCAGAACCCAUGGCGAACAUUCGAGAACAUUUGGAAGAUUCUACAACCAGGAGGCACCGCUCUAACCAUGUUUCUGGCCGACAACACCGGUUACGACGGUUACAUAAAUCUGUACGAGAACCCACAGUACCGACCGUACAUGCAGGACGUGGACCUUCAAGUUCCCUACUACCACAAAUGCAAGGACCAACGAUCCACUUUGAGGAAGGUGCUAGAGGACACAGGUUUCGAGAUUCUGCACUGCAGCAAACGGGAGAGAAGCUACGUUUACCAGAACCUGCAGUCACUGAAAAAUCACACGAUCGCGGUUAAUCCCUUCAUCAGCCGCGUACCCGAGAACCUUCGUGAAAAGUUCAAGGAGGAACUGAUACAAGAGAUCGUGAAACAAAAGAUACAGUUCAGGGAGUACCACGACAACGAGCAACAAGAGUACAAAAUCAUGGACAUAUACCAUAUUCUCGUAGCGUACAUCAGGAAACCAGUCGAGACGUUCUGA